Messenger RNA from Rhagoletis zephyria (snowberry fruit fly), 1351 nucleotides. RefSeq lists its product as uncharacterized. The record is from RefSeq and is a predicted model, not a curated record. NCBI's taxonomy places the organism in Eukaryota, Metazoa, Arthropoda, Insecta, Diptera, Tephritidae.
ACUUUAACACAAUUAGAGCGGCGGCGAACACAGCUGAUGCAAUUAUUUGACACUGAAAAUUUUUUCUGCAGAGUGAUUGAAAUAUCUGUACAUUAAUUUCAAUAUGAAUGAAAUCUCGCGGUUAAUACGCAUUAUCAAAAUUAUAAAUAUUAUGUGCGUGAUGGUGAAGAUGUAUUUGCUUGUGCGCCAACGAUUAAAGAGGAGAUGGUGGGUACGUCCAGUAAAUCUUACUAGACAACGUCUUGGUUUCCAUGAAACCUGUUUUGCCCAAUUAAAACUGAACGAUAAGGAGGAUUUCUUUAAAGCAACACGAAUGAGUGUCACCAAGUUCAAUGUCCUUUUAACUCUGCUUAGAGAAAAGCUUCAACGGUUUUCCAGGAGAGAACCAAUAAACGAAGAGAUCCGCUUGGGAAUUACUUUGACAUACUUAUCACAAGGCUGCAGUCCACAGUUUUUGGCUUGGACCCACAAAAUUGGCGUUUCUACAAUAAGAAACAUAAUUUACGAAACAUGUGAUGCGAUUUGGAGCGAAUUACAUUCAGUAUAUGUUUCCCCACCAAAUGAAAGAGAGUGGAAGGACAUUGCCGACAGGUUUUAUGUGAAGACAGGAAUGCCGCAUUGCCUUGGUGCAAUAGACGGUAAACACAUAAGAAUAGUUUGCCCUAAGCGUAGUGGUUCUCUCUACUACAAUUAUAAAAAGACAUUUAGUAUCGUCUUAAUGGCAAUGUGUGAUCCCGACUAUUCGUUCGUGUUUGUCGAUGUAGGUGCGUUGGGAAGCCAAAGCGAUGGUGGAAUCUUCGCUCGUAGUGCCUUUGGAAACAUGAUACUGAGAAACAAUCUUGAACUUCCUCCUGCUGAUAAUCUUCCCGGUACAAAUACAAGAUUUCAAUACUAUUUUGUGGGAGACAACGCUUUCCCCCUGAAGCCGAACCUAAUGCGCCCAUAUCCAGGUCGGAAUUUGUCAACAGCUAAGCAAAACUUUAAUAAAAAACUGUCAUCUGCCCGAGUACAUAUUGAAAACGCUUUUGGUAUUUUGGCAAAUAGAUGGCGAAUACUCCACACGACUAUCCACGCAGCACCGAAAAAUUUGGAUAAGAUAGUACUAGCCACAGUAGUUCUCCACAACUAUUUAAUGCUUGAUAGAAACAGCGGCUACUUCGAUCCAAACUUAGUAGAUCACGUAGAAAAUGGGGUUUUUACACCAGGGACAUGGAGACAAACUUCGACAGGAAUGACAUCCAUCCGCAUUUCCCAAGCCAACCGUUCUACAGCUGAAGCAUUUCAAGCGAGAGAUGAAUUGGCGGAACAUUUACUCAAUAAUUAAACGUUUUUUUAUAUUUUAAAUGCACUU